Messenger RNA from Diaporthe batatas, 1320 nucleotides. RefSeq lists its product as uncharacterized. Gene Ontology annotation, cellular component: nucleolar ribonuclease P complex; ribonuclease MRP complex. NCBI's taxonomy places the organism in Eukaryota, Fungi, Ascomycota, Sordariomycetes, Diaporthales, Diaporthaceae. The transcript has 2 exons. The record is from RefSeq and is a predicted model, not a curated record. The coding region runs from base 559 to 1095 and encodes 178 amino acids. Gene Ontology annotation, molecular function: RNA binding. Gene Ontology annotation, biological process: intronic box C/D snoRNA processing; rRNA processing; nuclear-transcribed mRNA catabolic process, RNase MRP-dependent.
GUUUAGGGGUACAAUACGGUCGACCCUUCUGGGCAAUUAAACUUUUGCUGCCUCAUCUUCUUGAUACUGGAAUCCAAGCAAAACCUCUCACUUUAACAACCCUGCGGCCUACCUUGGCACGGCACCUGUGCACCAGUGUACGGAGUACCUACUUAAGUAGUCACCCGCCUUUCGUGGCGCUACCCGGCCCGUUUCACAGAGGCGGCCUGGCGCCACGCCCCACCAAGUUCCUGAAGUCUGACAAUCAGAGAACAAGUGAUUUGACCACGCUCGACACAACAUCAGAAUACAUUCGCCCUUCUUUCGCACUCGUUGCUUCGGUACACCAGAAACAUCCAAUCUGCCUAGGAGGAACUUGUGCAGUCCACUAGUGCCAUGAAGAAGCCAUGAAGAAGCGGCGCAGCAUCUCCAGAAUCUUCCAACGAGCAUCUUGCGCUACUCCAGUCACACACUGAGACUCUCCAUCCGCGAGCACUUGUAUCUCUCACACUCUGUCUCGCACGCGUGCGCCCUUCGCAGACCGGCCAGGGUUCAUAUUCAGCAGCUUCACCACCUACGAUGGUUAAAGAGGCAUCAGGUCAGCUGCCCAACGGGCCAGCAAAACUUCCAUCCCUCCCCAAGAACUCAAAGGUCCAUAAGCGGCCCAUAAACCGUGCUCGGGUCUGCAAUCGUGGGGGGCCACCUCUAAGCCCCAAGCAGCCCAUCAUCCAAGUCGGCACAAAGUCCCCCUUCAUGGGUAUCGUGAGCAAGGUUCGCCAUGCCUUGGACAAGGCUCCCUCGUCACGGUCGACCAAAGGGCUCCCCCUGGCCGCGCGGAUGGCUGCUCUGAACUCUGCGGCCUCAUCCCCAAGCCGCGUCGAAGACGAGGUCUUGGUACGUGGCACCGGGAGGGCCAUGGCCAGAACGCUGAAAAUUGCGGCGUGGUUCGGAGACCAGAAGGAGUAUAUGGUCAGUGUCCGGACAAUGAGCCUCGAGGCAUCGGAUGACGUCGUUGCCGACGCAGACGGUGCGGAUGACGAGGGUGGCUUCGCGGCGGAAGAGGAGACCAGGACGAGGAUGGUGAACUGCUUGGAAGUCGGUAUCAGCUUAAGAUGAGGAUGCCCCGGCCCUGGGCUUGAUUGGUGGUUCUCGGUAUUCCCACUGCGGUUCUGGCAUUUCGGCUUCCUCUGUUUCGAGUUGAAUAGCAAUUGUUGCAGAGGUUCGAUGUAUUACAUUACUGCAGAUGAUCCUGAAUGCAUGUGCCUCUGGGAGUACCUUAUUCAGGGUCGUCCGCCGUGAAUAAGAGCAUUCCAAGGUUUGUUUAGGCACCAAACUUCAUCA